Molecule: messenger RNA, 2361 nt
Organism: Amblyraja radiata (thorny skate)
Lineage: Eukaryota; Metazoa; Chordata; Chondrichthyes; Rajiformes; Rajidae
Gene: cnih3
Product: cornichon family AMPA receptor auxiliary protein 3
Exons: 6
Coding region: 399-881 (160 amino acids)
Biological process (GO): vesicle-mediated transport
Source: RefSeq, a predicted model, not a curated record
GGUUGGGUAUUGUUGACAGGUGCGGCCGGCCGGCGCGAUCGCUGCCUCGCUUCACUCGCUCUCUCCGUGUUGAAGACAUCGGAUCUCGCAGCUUUGGAGGGAAGGCGUGAUCCGGAUCAACAAUCCUAAGUGUUGAGUGGAAGGGAAUCUGAUGCUUGCUGUCAGCCCCCCACCCUCCCCAGAGCUGAGCCCUGUGCUCCGACGCGAGUUGGAUUGAAUGUUUCUGAAACUAUGUAAAAGGGAGUCUGGAUUAGAGCGAGUUCCCGGCGGAGUUCGUGUGUUUGUGCAAACAGGCGGAUAUUGGCGCUGACUCCCCGGGACAAGGGCUGGCGGCGUCGGAGUGGGACUCGGAUCCGAUGGGAAUUUGAAAGCGAAUCGCCAGGAUUGGGGGGGAAAUUAUGGCGUUUACGUUCGCUGUCUUCUGUUACAUGCUUUCGCUGGUGCUGUGCUCGUCGCUUCUCUGCUUCGCCAUCUGGAACAUAAUUGCAUUUGAUGAACUGCGAACAGAUCUCAGGAGUCCUGUAGACCAGUGCAACCCACUCCACGCACGAGAGAGGUUGAGAAAUAUCGAGCGGAUCUGCUACUUACUGAGAAGGCUGGUGCUCCCAGAAUAUUCUAUUCACGGCUUGUUCUGUAUCAUGUUCCUGUGCGCACAAGAAUGGCUGACAUUGGGUCUCAAUAUACCCCUGCUCUUCUACAAUCUUUGGAGGUACUGCCACAGCCCUGCGGACAGUAAUGAGUUGAUGUACGAUCCAGCAACGGUGAUGAAUGAUGAGACUCUCAAUUACUGCCAGAAAGAAGCCUGGUGCAAGGCGUCCUUCUACCUGAUGUCCUUUUUCUACUACCUUUACUGUAUGAUUGACACGCUGGUCAGCAUCUAACCAGGAGGACACAGUGGCAGCGACUGAAUCAAACUCAGAAGGAGGCAGAGACAGAAAGACUGGCACAUCGCAGAUACUGCAUUCAAUCCUUGCCAUUUCCACACAAAACCUCGGAGCAACCAGUUUGAAUAAGACCUUUGUUUCUGCCUUGAUUACAAGGGCAGGGAUCAGAAUCAACCUUUUCCCCCAAUCUCUCUUACACCAAACCAUGGGGCAGAGAUCAGAAUCAACCCUUCACCCUCAUCUCUUGUUCACCAAGCCGUGAAGCCGAGUCAAAAAUGGCCCCCUAACCCAUUCUGUAAAACCAAGGUGCUUUCAGCGUAUUGUAAAAGCGUUGAUUCUUUCAUUCAUCUAUUGAUUCACAGAAGCAGUCUUGCCCGUCAGACCCUUCACUGAAGGAGAUAUCCACCCCGAUCCCUUUCAUUGAGGGAGAUGUCCACUGAAACCAGUUUCAAUGUGGGAAAUCGACUGGGACUCCUUUCACUGAGGGAGAUACCCAAAGGGACGUCUUUCACUAUGGGAAAUAUCGAUUCAGACCCCUUUUACUAAGAUAUCCACUGUGAAAAACAAACUGCUGGAGGAACUUAAUGGGUCAGGCAGCAUCUGUGGAGGGAAAUGGACAUUUGACAUUUUUGGUUCAAGUUCACUGAAAGAGUGGAGAAGUGAUAGCUGGUAUAUAUGGGUGAAGAGAGUGGAGCAAGAACUGGCAAGCGAUAGAUGGAUCCUGAUAAGGAAGAGUGCAUUGGUGGAUGUAGUCAAGUGAGAAGAGAAGGUUGGUGAAAACAACAGAGACUGGGACAUGGUUGGUGAAGAUAACCAUGGGCUGCAGGUGAUGAAUCUUGAUGUGACCAAAUGAGGGAGGUGGAGUGGGGCUAAUGUGCAGAUGGAGUCGGUGGGGUGUUAUUGGAAAUGAAUAUGUAUAGGAAUGUUUUAGGUAGAGAGGGACUGAGGAGAUCAGACUACCUGAAAUUAUAGAAUUUGAUGUUGCUUCCAUAUCCAGUGGGACCCCUUUCACUGAGAUAUAUAUUCAAUGGGAUCCAUUUCACUGAGGGAGAAAAUCACCCAAAUCUCUUUCAGUGACGGAGAUAUCCCUUCAGAUUUAAUGGGUCUGUUCUUUCCUCAAACUAGUUGGAUUUACAAGAACAUUGUAACCAUAACAGUACUUUGAAAGCAUUCCACACUGUACUGAACCUUUUACAUUCACAUUUAGAUCAUAUUCAAUUCUGUGUGGAACCAAGCAUUUUAGUAUUGAUUUAGAAAGUAGAAGCUCAUGCCUGUGAGUGAAUGUGGGGAUAUUCCAAAUAAUGUUUGAUGUAAUUUGGGUGCCUACCUUUGGGCCCACACCACAUCAACAUCUUUAAGAGACAAAUUCACUGUUGAUGGUUGUGUCUUACGGAGCCUACAUGAAAUAAUCAUGUCUUUAAUAUUUCUUGUACAGGAAACUUGUAAUAUAUUGUGACAAUAAAUAUUGCAUACAGGA